Molecule: messenger RNA, 2940 nt
Organism: Kalmanozyma brasiliensis GHG001
Lineage: Eukaryota; Fungi; Basidiomycota; Ustilaginomycetes; Ustilaginales
Product: Transcription initiation factor Rrn7
Exons: 1
Coding region: 1-2940 (979 amino acids)
Biological process (GO): nucleolar large rRNA transcription by RNA polymerase I; RNA polymerase I preinitiation complex assembly
Cellular component (GO): RNA polymerase transcription factor SL1 complex; RNA polymerase I core factor complex
Molecular function (GO): RNA polymerase I core promoter sequence-specific DNA binding
Source: RefSeq, a predicted model, not a curated record
AUGAAGUCGCACGGCUCGCAGCAUGGCAGUCGUUAUGGCGCCUCCUUCUCUCAGCCUAACAUGGCGCCAUCUUCCGACUUUGACGAGCUCAUGUCGAGCCAAGCAGGUCCUUCAUCAGCAUCUCAACGCGAGGCAUCUCAGUUCUCGCAGCGUCCAAGAUGCCCGGAAUGUGGAACACGCAAGAUGCGCCUUCGAGCAGGCCAGCUCAUCUGCAAACGCGGUCACGUACAGCAGCACUUUCGCAUCGAGCAAGCCGAAGACGACGAAUUUCUGGGCGACGGAGUUGCGAGGAAACGACGCACUGUCAACGUCAACAAGGUUCGCAGGCUCAAGAGUCAACACACACCUCACUACUCGCUGCCAGACACCGAUGUCGAGCUAGAGGACAGCGAAGAGGACCAGCUCGAAGAAGAGACGCGACGCGCUCACAAGCGGGCUCGAAGGCAGAGUUCGAGAUCCAGAUCACGGUCGAGAUACUCUGCGCAUUCAGACGAGCUGGAUCAGCUCGCCUCCGAUAGUCAACAAGACGACGAUGGCGACGAGCCGCCCUACUCCAUCCGAGCCGACAGCUUCUUCGAGCGAGAUCCUCGGUCCGCACGCAGCUACGCAGCCUCUUCCGCUGCAGAAGAGAGUGGUCUCGACUCGGAACCAGACACGUUCGCACGAGCCUCAAGACGAGGCAUCCGCAGGAUCUGGCGUUCUGGUGUCGGCCUAUACGGCGCGUACGAAGGCCGCUUCGCCUUGCUACAAUGCUUGCAACUCAUCUUGCGGCUCCAGCUCAACAAGCUUCGCGAGCUGUGGGGAGAAAAAUUGCCACCAGAGACCGAAGCAAUCGCUCGUGAUCUUUGGACCAUGUUCGUCUCUCUUCUGCCCGCUGGUCAUUAUCCACCCGAACCGCUCAUUGCCGCCACUUUCGAUUGGCACACUCGUCACUCCCUAUCGCAAGAGCGCGCUACAGAGCUCUUUCCCAAUCACGCUACGUACGAUCCGGAGAGCGAUAUCCGUCAGCACAGGCGCAGGACGCUUUUCAACGGAUAUCACCACCAUCUUGAGCGUAGACAGCGCACCACAAGUAGUCGAGAGCAGUCACAUGAGCAGCGAGAGCAGGAUGAGGAGGAUCUGGCCGACUCGGACGAUCCAGCUACCGCAAAGGACUGCAUCGACUGGAUCGUCGGUCAAGGAGAGCACGAACGAUCACGAUCCCAACGCUCCAGCGAGCCCGAGUCUCUCGCUGAUCCGGAAGACGAGCUUGCUGAGCUCGAUCCCGUCUUUGCCGAGGAGCGCAGGCAGCGACAACGCUCGCAAGCGAUGUCUGAGGCGACCAGCGACAAUGAAGGCCAGCAACGCGAGCUCACUCCUCCGUCUGGACAAGGCAAUGGUCGAAAGAGUCGGCGUCACAUUCCUGCCUGGGCCUCUAAGCACUCGGUCGCCAAGGCCCAAGCCGAGGUCCUCCAUCUCGCCAUCAUGCCGACCACAAUCUCGAUCAUCUACCUAUCGCUACAUCUCCUCAAGAUUCCCGUCCUCUGGGCCGACCUAGUGAAGCUCAUCUCUUCGCACAAGCUACCUUAUCUAAACGUCGUCCAUUUGUUGCCGCUUCCAAUGACGCAAUCUUUGAACAAGGACAAUGUUCACCAUCACCACCUCGACACAGACGUCGUUCCCAGCAUCACGACGCUUCAUCUGCACACUCUGAGCGUGGCCGACCUGCUGCAACGCACAUACGAGAUCGAUUUUGGCGAGGGCAACACGCCGGCUCAGCUGACGAGGCUGGUGGAGGGCAUGUUGCUGCCACCGACGUUCUAUGUCGCGACAAAGCGAAUGCUGGAAACGGUCAGCAGAGGCGUUGGUCUACAACUUAUGCCUAGUCCACCUCAGAAGGAGAAGAGCACAGCACCGCGCGGCUCGAUCGAGGAGGACUUGCAAGGUGCAUUGCCAGGAGCGGCGCAGCUGCAGCGCGCGCCGAAGGAGUUUGUCCUGAUGGCAGCGCUGCUUGUCGUCAUCAAGAUGCGAUAUGGUCUUGAUGGUCGCGAGCGUGUCGAGCUUCUUCCGACCCCUUCCGCAGAUCCAGCAGGCAGCAAGAAGGGACAUGCCGGCAUAUCAUGUGCGCCGUCACUCGAGCCGUGGCUCGCCGCUCUCGACAAGCGACGAGAGCGGUACCUGCAUUCGACCGACGCAGCGGUCGAGAUGGAUCCUGCCGAGCUAGAGGCGCUGCACAUGACCUCGGACCAGGUGGAAGCGUACGCCGCAUUCGCCGAGGAACACCUGAUUCUAUCGAACCAGAUCGAUCUUCACGAAUGGCGCAGACUCGAGCCGCAGCGUAGGUGGGCAUCCUUCACCGACUUCAUGCCCUCUGCUCCCUCACCCACGCGCCAGCAAUCCGCUCAACCGGCUCAGGCCAACGCGGAUGAGUGGACACAACUCGACGCUGACCUACGCAGUCUCUACCGCAGCCACAUGGCGCAGCCCGUCACCCACACCACCUCGCUUCCCGCCGGCGCCUCGUAUCCAAUGCACCAAUUCACCGGCACCUCUCGCAGUGACGCCGAUCCGCUUGGUCUUACACACUCUGAACUCUACCCGCGCGUCAUUCACCACGCCAACCAUCUCGUCGGCAUCGCUACACCCAGAACGGCGAGCACGGCGAUGGACGCGAUCAUCAAUCAGCUGGUGAAUCCAAGGGCGGAGAAUGCGGAUGCGACGAUCAAAGGCUGGGAGAGCGGGUUUGGGAUUCAGGCUCAUCUCGAGGUCGUGGAGCGGAUGGUGGAGGCGGUCAUGAGGGGAAGGGCGAGGAGGAUGAGGAGGGAGUUGGGGAGGAUACACCGGGACAAGAUUGGUCAAACGGAUGGCCAGAGGACCGGUGAUGGUGCUAGGCAUGAGGCGGAAGAAGAGGCAGAUAGCGAGACUGAGGAGGAGGAAGAGGAAGUAGGAGAGGGUGAGUAG